Messenger RNA from Callithrix jacchus (white-tufted-ear marmoset), 4842 nucleotides. RefSeq names its product armadillo like helical domain containing 3 (gene ARMH3). The record is from RefSeq and is a predicted model, not a curated record. Gene Ontology annotation, cellular component: cytosol. Lineage: Eukaryota; Metazoa; Chordata; Mammalia; Primates; Cebidae.
CCACGGGAAGGUGGGGGGAUGGUUUGAAAUAGGAUAAAAGUGCUUGAGAAUGUACAGAUUACACUCAUAUUACUGAUGUGCUGCAAUCUUCUGCUCUACCAAUCAGAUAUUUUACUUUCAAAAUUAGGAGCAUAGGCUUAAUUUCUGAGACCCAAAGAAAAACUUUUGUUAGAAGAGUUCUAUAGUUCUCCCAGUCUAACACCUUAGAAACCCUUGUGUGCUGUGUUCCCUGGGUAGGAGUGCUGGUAGUGGGAGGAGCCUUUAUGUUGUCAGUUUCCAGUCACAUUUCAGGCAGCUUGGGUGGUAAAUUCCAGUUGCCUGUGAUGAUGACAGAGAGUAAUGAGUUGAGGCCUUGUCUGAUUUUCCCCCUGCUCCUGAUGGAAGGAGAGUGAUAAAAAUAAUUUAAUUUCUUAGGAAAUUUGGUAGUUUGGAUUGGAAUUGUUUUUCCCUCCUCUCUUGUUCCCUUUGCUUAUUAGAAAGUAUUGAUUUUGAAAUAGAGAAAGUGAGUUUAUUAGAUUUGGGGUGGACAUUGAUUAGCUGUAACCCAAUUAUAAAUCCUCAGAAGGGGAUGUUAGUAAACAAAUGCUUUUCACAUCCAAGAACUUGUGGUUCCCACUCUUCCUGCUAAUCAACUGGUUGAAGCUGAGCACAGGCAAGAUCUAUAUCCACUAAGUUUAGAAUUGCAUUGCUUUUGAUUUAUUCUAAUAGGGUCCUCUUGAUUUCCAAUUUAUUUUUUCCAGGUAAGGACAUCUUCCUCUUGACAACCUAUUUAAAAGACCCAAGAAUGUUUUGAACGGAGGCUGUAUAUCAUGCUUAAGGAAAAGCCAUGAUCAAUAUAAUAUUCUCUAACCAUGGCACAGGUAGAGAAACGUGGGGGUUUGCUUCGGAAAUCUUCAGCUUCCAAGAAACCACUGAAGGAAAAAGUGGUGCUGAUGUAUGAUGAGAUCUUCAUGACAGAGGACCCCAGUAAGUGCAGUCCUCGCUUUUGGGAGGAGCUCUUUCUCAUGAAGGUGAAUUUAGAGUACCUAGAAGGCAAGCUGGAAUCUCUUGAUGGUGAGGAGUUAAUGAAGAUCAAGGACAAUAUUAAUUGCCUAUUCCAACACUGCAUCCAGGCUCUGGGAGAGGAUCAUCCAAUUCGAGUUGUCAAUGCAUUGCAGACCUUGUGUGCACUCAUUCGAGGAGUCCAUCAAAAGAAUAAGUCUACCUCUGGGUUUGACAUUAUCAACAUGCUAAUGGGCUUUGACAAGGCGGAGCUCUGCAUGAAGAACUUGAUGGAGAGUUUGGAUUCAUUGCUUUGUGCAGAAGGUUCUGAAAGUCUGAAGAGUUUAUGUCUGAAACUUCUCCUUUGCUUAGUGACUGUGACGGAUAACAUCAGCCAGAACACUAUUCUUGAGUAUGUAAUGAUCAACAGCAUAUUUGAAGCAAUUUUACAGAUACUUUCACAUCCCCCAAGUCGUAGGGAGCAUGGGUAUGAUGCCGUUGUUCUCUUGGCUUUGCUGGUGAACUAUCGAAAAUAUGAGUCUGUGAAUCCUUAUAUUGUGAAGCUAUCUAUUGUGGAUGAUGAGGCCACACUCAAUGGAAUGGGGCUUGUAAUUGCUCAGGCUUUGUCUGAAUACAACAGGCAGUAUAAAGACAAGGAAGAAGAACACCAAAGUGGUUUUUUCUCUGCUUUAACAAAUAUGGUGGGCAGCAUGUUCAUAGCAGAUGCCCAUGAGAAAAUCUCAGUACAAACCAAUGAGGCCAUUCUUCUGGCACUUUAUGAAGCUGUUCAUUUAAAUCGCAACUUCAUCACAGUAUUAGCUCAGAGCCAUCCAGAAAUGGGCUUGGUGACGGCCCCUGUCAGUCCUGCUCCUACAACCCCAGCCACACCACUUGGGACUACACCACCCUCCUCUGAUGUUAUAAGUGCUGUAGAACUCCCACUGGAUGCAGAUGUACAGACCAGUAAUCUACUGAUAACCUUUUUAAAGUAUAGCUCAAUUGUCAUGCAGGACACCAAAGAUGAACACAGGCUUCACAGUGGCAAACUCUGUCUGAUUAUCCUUACAUGUAUUGCAGAGGAUCAGUAUGCCAAUGCAUUUUUGCAUGAUGACAACAUGAAUUUUCGAGUAAACUUACAUAGAAUGCCUAUGAGACACAGGAAGAAGGCAGCAGACAAGAAUCUUCCCUGCCGUCCUUUAGUUUGUGCAGUACUAGACCUGAUGGUAGAGUUUAUUGUAACACACAUGAUGAAGGAGUUUCCUAUGGAUCUCUAUAUACGCUGCAUCCAGGUAGUACACAAACUGCUUUGCUACCAGAAGAAGUGUCGGGUACGCCUACAUUACACCUGGCGGGAACUCUGGUCAGCCUUGAUAAAUUUGCUGAAGUUCCUUAUGUCAAAUGAGACUGUACUUUUGGCCAAACACAACAUUUUUACAUUAGCCCUUAUGAUUGUGAACCUAUUUAAUAUGUUUAUCACAUAUGGCGACACAUUUCUGCCAACCCCCAGCAGCUAUGAUGAACUUUACUAUGAGAUUAUCCGCAUGCACCAGAGCUUUGACAACCUCUACUCCAUGGUCCUGAGGCUUUCUACCAAUGCAGGCCAGUGGAAAGAAGCAGCUAGCAAGGUGACCCAUGCGUUGGUUAAUAUCAGAGCCAUCAUCAACCAUUUUAACCCCAAAAUUGAGUCAUACGCUGCUGUGAAUCACAUAUCCCAACUGUCAGAGGAGCAGGUGCUGGAGGUGGUGAGAGCCAACUAUGACACACUCACUCUGAAGCUGCAGGAUGGCCUGGACCAGUAUGAGCGCUACUCAGAGCAGCACAAGGAAGCUGCCUUCUUCAAAGAGCUGGUUCGAUCCAUUAGCACCAACGUCCGGAGAAACCUGGCCUUCCACACACUCAGCCAGGAAGUCCUGCUCAAGGAGUUCUCUACUAUCUCCUGAGGCCACACCUACCCGAGCAGCCUCUGACUGCCCUUACCCAUGAAUCAUGGGCCAGAGGGGGAGCGAGGGGAGCGGGGCUGCCCCCGAGGUUGGAGAGAAACACAGAUACCAAGUUCUCUUGGUGAAAACCACACUUCAGUGGAGCUCGGACAGCAGGGGCAGGAGGGGCAAGCCAGGGAUAAUCUUAUUUGGGGAGGAAUGGGUGGGCACAGUGGGGAGAGGCCUCCAGGAAUGUAGGGACUUGCAGAGUGGGCUCCCUAAACAGCCCCUCACAUUUCCAGUCUUGAGGUUACAAGCUGUGGCUACUGACUAAUUUUCGGGAGCUGGUGAGACAAGCCUCAGGGUAAUGCCAGCACUCCGAAAGUCAUUGGCUCUGCUUGGCUUCUGAAAACAGAUAAACUCUCAGAUAUAGCUGGAGCCACAUCCUGUUUCCUUUGGACAUGGGGCUGUGCUUGGCUUGCAAUUUGUGUCCCCUGCCCCAACUGGCACUCUGUCCAGUCAUCAGGACCCUUGGCUCGGAUUUAGGGUAGGAUAGGAAUAGGGUACCUUUUUCCCAUUUUCUUUCUUUCUUUUUUUUUUUUUUAGACAGAGUCUUGCUCUGUUGCCCAGGCUGGAGUGCAGUGGCACAAUCUCAACUCACUGCAACCUCUGCCUCCCAGGUUAGAGCAGUUCUCCUGCCUCAGCCUCUGGAGUAGCUGAGACUACAGGUGCGUGCCACCACUCCCAGCUAAUAUUUUGUAUUUUUAGUAGAGAUAGGGUUUCACUGUGUUAGCCAGGAUGGUCUCGAUCUCCUGACUUCAUGAUCUGCCCGCCUCGGCCUCCCAAAGUGCUGGGAUUACAGGUGUGAGCCAUAGCGCCCACCAUUUUUCCUGUUUUCUGAAUUCAGUGUUGACUCCUCUGGGAAACUGGAGAUGAGAAUCUGCCAGUGCUCUGCUGUCCGGCCACCACUUUCUGAAUUUUAAUUUUGGCACCAGGAGUACCGUUAACUUUCCCCUCCUUCCGACCCAUUGACUCACCAGCACAAUAGGGUCACAACCUUAACUUUUCAUUUCUAAUUUAGUUUAAUUGUCUUUAGGGUGUGUAUGAAAUAAACACUGACAGGUUUUCGGAGGCUUCAAGGUGCCUACUUUGCUGGUUCCCUUUCCAGCAGCUUCCCUGCCUCCCUAGCCCCCACUCCUUUGGCAGCCUCCUGCCUCUGCUGAGCUCCCCUCCACGUGUUCCACCCCCUUACCCUGCUGUUGUUUACAUCCAGCCUCCCUGAGAAUUUCCUCUGGGGAGGAAUCUGUUCCUGUUGUGGUCUAGUGCCUGGGAGGGAGAGAACUUUCUGUGGGUAGGGUGCCCUCCAUCUGAAACAGGCCAGGGGAGCAUCAUGCAUAAGGCCUCCAUUCUGUCCACUCAGAUUCUGGGUGAGGCCAUAGGCAAAUCUCUUGACUUUUGGGGAGUCGGCCUGUGGUUCCUCCCUUGGAUAGCCUCCAUGGAACCACUGUAGGCUUUCCCCACAGCUGCCUCUGAAAUAGCUGCUGCUUCGAGAUCCUCCCUUUUUAAACUCUUUCUAAAGCCCUCAGGAUGGCAGGGAGCAAACAGCACUGGUAUAUCCUAGGAGUAAGUGCAGGAAUUCAGCAGUGAGAGCAUGUCUGAGACCACCUGGGCUUAAUCUCAAAUCUCUUUGGGAUACUUGCCCUCCCUGGGAACCAGAGUUCUGGCUCUACUGUUGAGCAGCUAUGCACUAGUUCCAGAGAAUCCACUAAUAGGCUGCCAUGUAUAGAUGUAGGUUCUUAAGAGAUCACAGGCUGGGUCAUCUCUGAUUACUGGAUGGAUAGCUCAGCCUGGGGCAUUUAGUGUUUUCCCUGGUGAUAAACCCCAGAGCAGCUAGAUCUGGAGCUGGUGGCAAGUUGAAAUUAUUAAAAAUUGAUUUGUGUCA